This is a messenger RNA of Armigeres subalbatus, 1446 nucleotides long. RefSeq lists its product as uncharacterized. Gene Ontology annotation, molecular function: zinc ion binding; single-stranded RNA binding; translation regulator activity. The record is from RefSeq and is a predicted model, not a curated record. The transcript is spliced from 2 exons. Bases 484 to 1221 code for a protein of 245 amino acids. Lineage: Eukaryota; Metazoa; Arthropoda; Insecta; Diptera; Culicidae. Gene Ontology annotation, biological process: positive regulation of cytoplasmic translation. Gene Ontology annotation, cellular component: cytoplasm.
GACGUAAAAAUAAAAUAAGUGUAAAACCACGAAAAGUAAGACCGCGUGUUUUAGUUAUCACAUCCUCAGAAGUGGGAUCGAAGAUUUUUUGACGCUCACGAUGGCCAUGCGGAUGAACAAGGAGGAGCUCCUUGAGUGGCUGCAGGAGCAUGAAGUCGAUAUUCCAGCAACGGCGACCAUUCGGCACCUACGUGUUUUGUACGACAGCCAUCCGGCUAAUCAGGUCGCAAAUGAUCCGGAGGAAAAGGACGAGGAACAAGAAGAAGGUCCAUCUGGAUCGGAUGGUGACGAGGAGGAGGCAUUAGAUGAGGAGAUUCGGAUUCUAAAGAAGAAGAAGCAAAUUGCAGAUUUGCGUCGAGAACUAGCUCGCAACGAGCCGUUUGUUCGACCACCGGAGUUCCAGGAUGUAAUGUGCCUUGUGCCAUUGUUUACCGGUAGUGAUUCGUAUGUUCCCGAGAGAUGGUUGGACGACUUUGAAAGAGCAUGCGAUUCAGUGGGAGGAGAUGCUACUUUCCGGCUGAAGUGUAUUCGCAGCUAAUGGGACCGGGUACAGAAGCCGAAUGGUUUCUGCGUGUGGACCGUUCUAUCACGUACGCUCAAUUUCGUAACAGUUUUCUUCUAAACUUCGGCCACACAUUCACGGUGACAGAAAUCAUCGACCGGCUCAGGAAAACCACUUUCUCCAGUUGCAAGACAUCGGUGAUGGGCUACAUCCUAAAGAUGCAGGAGAUUGCUUCGCGUGCUGCAAUUGACGAAGCUCAAACAGUGCAAAUGAUCGUCGAUGGAUUCCGUGAUCGAUCUGCUGAUAUUUCCGUACUUUACCCAGCCAAGGAUUUGAUGGAACUAAAACAACUAGCACGACGGUAUACGCAGCUUCGCGAAAUACGUACCAGUGCGACUCGUGCAACGUCAUCCUCUUCAAAUUCCGGAAGUAUCAAACCGCAGAUUAAGAAAGUUUCCGAUUCCGAAUUACGUUGCUACAACUGUUCCGGCAAAGGACACAUUUCCGCUCGUUGUACGGAGCCUCGCCGGGAGCCAGGCUCAUGUUUCCGUUGUGGUUCCGGCGAACAUGUCAUCAGGAACUGCCCUAAACCAGCGCCACGCAACAAGGACGAGGUGGCAUUGGUAGAUGAUUUCCGCCGGGGCAAAUCAGCAGACCAUAACAAGGAGCAACUGAGUGCUGCUCUCUCCGAAUUGAACUUGUCCGAUCAAUCUGGUUAAACGUUCCGCAGUGCCCAUUGAGCUAAUUCCAGUCGAUGAAAAGUUCUCAGGAUUCCGUAGUAUUGGGAAUUUUCCGUUAUGUACGUAUGCUGUCAUUCCGGCUUAUGUUACGUAUGGGUCUCAUUCUGAGCAGUUAAAGUUCUAUGUUGUUCCUGAUCAUUUUAUGAUCCAUCCCAUUUUACUGGGACGGGCAUUUUUAAAAGCCUUUGGCAUUAUCUUGUUUAA